Mesocestoides corti is the source of this 681-nucleotide messenger RNA. NCBI's taxonomy places the organism in Eukaryota, Metazoa, Platyhelminthes, Cestoda, Cyclophyllidea, Mesocestoididae. The record is from the annotation of a GenBank genome assembly.
GGCAUAGAUUGGAAGUGCGUGCGCUAUAUGCUCUCGGAGAUUCAAUUCGGUGGACGCAUCACUGACCCCGAGGACAUGGUCAUUAUGGUGACCCUGACGCGACACAUGUUCAAGGAGUACAUGUUCCAGCAGGACUUUGAACUAAUUCCGGGCUACAUUAUUCCGCAUCUCUCCACAGUGAACCAGUUCCUCGGGUUCGUUAACUCCCUGCCGACACACGAAUCCCCCGAAUCCAUCCACCUCCACCCCAAUGCUGAAAUCGCCUACUUAACGCAGGUUUCGGAGAACAUGAUGGCAAAUAUCCUGGCGACCGCGCCACCAGACACCAUCGAGGACAUCGAUGAAGCCGUCGACGUCUACGAAGCCGACGCGCCAGCGACGGGGCCCACAAAGGAGAUGCAGAUACGCGAGUUGUGCACCUCGAUGCUGUCACGUCUGCCACCGCUCUACAACCCCUUCACCAUACCGGAGCGCCUCAGGGCCCUCGGCAACCUCAAGCCGAGCGUCAUUUUCCUCCGGCAGGAGGUACAACGCAUCUCCAAAUUGCUCGAUAUCACACAAAGCGUGCUUAAGGAUCUGGUCGAUGCCAUCGACGGCAAGAUCAUCGUGAAUGAGGGCCUGCGCGAAGCGAUGGAUUCGAUAUACUUUGCCAAGGUGCCGCCCAUCUGGCACAGGGUGAGA